AUGCCUGUAUUCACAGUUGAAGAACUCCAAGCUGCCGUUGAUAAUGGUACGCUUGGAACUUUCAUCACUGAUAACAACGACACCUUUCAGCAAGGCUUACGUGACCUGCUCUCGCUCUAUAAUCAAACCACCAUCGAGAAGAACACUGCAGAACAAGCACAGCACAUCGCUGAGCAAGCUCAACAAGCCACUGAAGCAGAUGCUCUAUAA
Molecule: messenger RNA, 210 nt
Organism: Hymenoscyphus albidus
Lineage: Eukaryota; Fungi; Ascomycota; Leotiomycetes; Helotiales; Helotiaceae
Source: the annotation of a GenBank genome assembly